Chiloscyllium plagiosum (whitespotted bambooshark) is the source of this 4393-nucleotide messenger RNA. NCBI's taxonomy places the organism in Eukaryota, Metazoa, Chordata, Chondrichthyes, Orectolobiformes, Hemiscylliidae. The record is from RefSeq and is a predicted model, not a curated record.
UGGAGCAAGGAGAGAGCUGGAGUUUGAGGAAGAGCAUCACAUCACAUCCUUAGGUGUGCUGUAACAAGCCUAUUGAUUUAAAACAAUAAGAUCUCGUUAUUCAUCCUCAGUCAGCUUUUAAAACAAAGAUGGUAGCAGGAUCAAAACCUUCUGAGAAAGAAGAUGCAGCAAGAGCAUUUACAUGAAUUUUUCAGUGCGGGAGACAGAGAGGAAAUUUUUUCUCCCCCCAUUCAAAGGCAUGUGAAGGAGCUGGAGUGAGCUGGUUGCUAUGGUAACAGGAGGCUGCAGAAGGAGCCCGAGAAAGUGAAAUAAGGAGGGAGAAAAGCUUUUGUUGGUGUAUUUUGUUUUCUGAAAAGAGAUCAGAAGGAAAGGGGAAUGGCGGAUCGUAUUCCUGGUUACGGUGGGUUGUAUGACACCAGCUCCCUGCUGCAGUUUUGCACUGAUGACAGUGUUUCAGCCACAAGUAGCAUGGAUGUGGAUGACCGUAUCUCCUACCUCGAGCAGCGCAUGCAGCUACAAGAUGACGAGAUUCAGGUCCUGAAAGCAGCGCUUGCUGAUGUGGUCCGGCGGUUAGCCCACGCAGAGGAGCAGCACACCUUGCUCAACAAAAGAGCACCCAGCAGAGCCCGUCUCUUCAUGCAAACAUUGCCCUCGCGGCACACCCUCACCAAUGGGACUGCAACACCUCCGAAAAGAAGCAAUGCUAUACCUCAGUCACCAUCCUCACCCAGGAAGGAGACGUCCUCUGCAAAAAGCAAACAUAAAGACUCCAUCUUCAGUGCAGAGGAUGGCUAUGUGAAGAUGUUCCUACGUGGCCGACCCAUCUCUCUGUACAUGCCACAGGCACUGACUGGAACAUACAAGUUGCAGGCCACGACUGAAUUACCAGCCUGCAAACUGAAGAUGGAAUGGGUGUAUGGUUAUCGAGGGCGUGAUUGCCGGUCCAAUCUCUAUCUCCUACCGACAGGCGAGAUUGUUUACUUUAUCGCAUCGGUUGUUGUGCUCUACAACGUAGAAGAGCAGCUGCAGCGUCAUUACCUUGGACAUAAUGACGAUGUGAAAUGCCUUGCAGUACAUCCUGACAGAGUCACCAUGGCAACAGGGCAGGUGGCAGGAACCACAAAAGAUGGAAAGCAUCUUCCACCUCACGUGCGUGUGUGGGAUUCAGUGAGCCUCAGCACGCUGCACGUUAUCGGAUCCGGAGUCUUCGAACGAGGCAUUUCUUGCGUGUCCUUCUCCAAAGAAGAGGGUGGGGGAAGCAUCUGCAGACCUCACUUUCUCCUCGAAGACUGUCUGUCUAACCUCUGUCUGUGUGUUCCACAUUCUUUUGUUUUUAAACAGUGUUCCAACGAGUCAGUGCUGGCAGUGAGUUUCCACCCCACUGAAGCCCAGCUCCUCAUCACCUGCGGCAAAUCCCACAUUUGCUUCUGGACUAUGGAAGGCAACACUCUUUCCAAGAGGCAUGGCAUUUUUGAGAAGCAAGAGAAACCCAAAUACCUUCUGUGUUUGGCUUUUUCUGAAAACGGGGAUGUGAUCACUGGUGACUCAAGUGGAAAUCUGGUUGUUUGGGGAAAAGGAACUAACCGGAUCAGCUCAGCGGUUCAGGGGGCUCACGAAGGUGGCAUUUUCAGCCUCUGCGUGCUGAAUGAUGGGACUCUUGUGUCCGGUGGAGGGAAAGAUCGCAAAGUCAUCCUCUGGGACAGGCAGUACCACAAGGUCCAGGAAACCGAGAUCCCUGAGGCCUUUGGCCCGGUGAGGACAAUUGCAGAAGGAAAAGGUGAUGGAUUAUUUAUUGGCACAACGAGGAACUGCAUCCUCCAAGGCACACUGAGCGGGGGAUACUGCCCUAUUGUACAAGGUCAUACUGAUGAGCUGUGGGGACUCUCUGCACACCCGGGUGAGGACAGGUUUGUGACAUGUGGGCAAGACAAGUUGAUCCAUUUCUGGGACUCCAAGUCACACCAGCCAGUCUGGAGUAAGAUUCUCGAUGAUGCAGCUCAGUCAGUUGGUUUCCAUCCCAGUGGGUCUGUUAUCGCAGUGGGAAUGCAAACUGCAAGGUGGAUGGUAAUUGAUGCUGAAACAAAGGAUCCCAUUACUGUGCACACCGAUGGGAAUGAGAAGCUGUCUGUGAUGAGCUAUUCUCCAGAUGGCAAUUACCUGGCCAUUGGAUCGCACGACAACUAUGUUUACAUGUACACAGUGGCUGAAAAUGGCAGGAAGUACAAUCGAGUGGGAAGAUGUUCCGGACACUCGAGUUUUCUAACACAUCUGGACUGGUCGACUGACAGUCGCUACAUAGUCACAAACUCUGGAGACUAUGAGGUCCUCUUCUGGACUCCUAACUGUAAACAGGUGACGAGCAUGGAUGUGGUGCGGGAUUUGGAGUGGGCAACUUCUUCCUGUGUACUGUCCUUCCAGGUCUUUGGUGUCUGGCCAGAGGGAGCUGACGGGACUGAUAUCAAUGCCAUUUGCAGGUCGUCCGAUGAUCAACUCCUUGUCACAGCAGAUGACUUUGGGAAAGUGAAUUUGUUUUCCUAUCCGUGCUUGCACCCUCGGGCGCCAAGUCACAAGUACAGUGGCCACAGCAGUCAUGUGACCAACAUUGCCUUUCUCCAUGACAACGCCAGUCUGAUCUCCACUGGUGGGAAGGACAUGAGUGUCAUUCAGUGGAGCGUCGCUUAGGUUACCGUACUUUAUCCAGUGAUGCAAUCCAGCCGUGUGGGUUGGGAGGUGCCAGGGCACUGCACAGCAAGAUUCCAUCCUUCAGUGCCUCAUUAGUCAUCAAUUCUCUUUUGUUUUGCGGUUUUGCUGAAUUUAUUUUUUUAGUGGGAAGCAGACGGGGUAUCUAUUGCUCUUCCCCUACCCUCAGCACCUGCACUAUGGCUUUUAAAAAAUUUCUUUAGCCUCCUUGGGCCAGUUCCAACUCGGACAGUCCUAUAGCUGCAUUGAAAUGAUUCGCAGUCUGUCUCCAUCACCCCUGCUGUGCUAAAGUCAUUGCAUUUUUUUAAAAAAAAAUCAAUAUAAGAAUCCAUUCUGGAGAUCCCUUUUUGUAAGCAGCUGGUUCCUGUAGGGAUUCUAUUCCAAAGGAAUCCCGCAAACCACUCUCUCAGCUGGACCCUACAAGGGUAAGGGGGUGUGUAGGAGAGGGCACAGGUCUAUUGUUGCUCCAAGGCUAUCCUGAUUAGUCUGAUGAUUGAUCGAUUUGAUUUGCGCCAACACUACCCCGGCCUGUGUUUUUUUUUGGGGGGGUUGUUUAAAGGGAUCUGCGCCACCCUAGGUCUCCAAACUGGGAUUUUGUGAGAGGCAUUUCCAUCUCUGACCCACCGCCCCUCCCAAAGUUGCCUUCCUGCUACGUUCAAACGGAUGGCCCAAUGCAGUGAAAACUCUGGGAGCCUUUUCCUCACCCUCUCUGCUGAAGGACGGGACACUGUUUCCAAUUCUGCGACAGACCCUUUUCACGGCUGGAGCCCGUGGGGAAUCUUCACGGGGACACCCUCUGUCUAAAACCAUCAGGAGUCAACCAAACGGGCAAAAAUAGUUCUCUUGUAUUCAAUUUAUUUUCUAAAUCUGCUGAGAAUGUCAUGGCUGACCAUUCGAUAUUUGUUUCUCUCCGAUUGUCACCUAGUUUGGGAUUCCCAGACUAGUCCCACAAGAUAGUACUUGGGUUUGUUAUUUUAAGUGAGAGGUGUGGGGUUAAGAAGUGUUUUUGCUUUUGCCAUGUUGACUGCAGUCCCUCGAUCAAUCAUGUAGCAUGGAAGAGGCCCUUCAGCCCAUCAAGUCUGUGUCACCAUGGGAACCCAACUGGCUCAUGGGAAUUCACUUUCUUGUUGGACUAACACAUCUUCCAAAUGAGUGUGUUUUUUCCCUCUUUUUCUACCACCCCCCAAGCCCAAAGUUUGAUUAGAUAGCCACAGGCUCUGAUCCUAUUUCCACACUAUGGAUUUACAACCGGGAAAGCCUGUCUAACAGGCCAUUAUCCUUUUUUUUUGCUGUUUCUAAGCACAGUAACAAACGUGUAUGCACUAAACUUCCAUUCGCACCAUUUAAGUGCCAAUGUUAUCAAUCUGCUGACCCGGCAACACCACACGGCCAUCACCUUGACACCCAACUAAAGCAGUUGGAUGGGAUUUAUCAGGUAAAGGCCUGGUUGACAGCAGCAAAGCCGUUUGGUUGUUAACGGAUUCCCGAAUACAUUUGUUACCCUCUACCUGUUUUGGCUGAACCAUGGUUUAAAUCCCUCCUGAUGCUCCUCAAAUGUGCUCUCUCUCUCACUGUCAUUUAUAAAUCUGAUCUCACCAAUCUCCCCCACAUUCUGAGAAUGGACUUUUUUUUUUAAAAAGUGUAUACAACUUAACUUAUUUAAGGAUCACAAUGAAGAAAUACAAAUGGAAAA